AUCCAAACGCGAUUUUAGUUAUCGCCAUUCUCCUUUUUUCUCUCCCUUUAUUGAAAGGUGGUGUGAAUUUGUGAUGAGAGGUUGUGCUUGGUGAUGUGUGAUUAGGGUGUGUUAUGCAGUAAUUUUGUUGUCAUAGUGAGGUGGUGAUUGCAUUGAACUUUCAAAAUGAAUGAUGGUAGGCAAAUGGAGUUGCAGUAUGUAGAUACUGGGUUUCCCUAUACUGUUUCUGAAAGCUUCAUGGAUUUCUUCCAAUGCCUCACCACGCACUUGCCUGUCAAUUACGCUCACGCUGGCUCAGUGCUCGAUCAGGAAAGUAUCUACUGGUCAAUGAACAUGAACCCUUACAAGUUUGGAUUGUCUGGCCCAGUAACUACAAGCUAUUAUGGUUCUUACGAGAUAAAUGAUCAUUUUCCAAGAAUGGAGAUGGAUAGGAGAGAGUGGGAAUACCCUUCAACAAUAGUCGUGGAUGAACCUACUCCAACUGACUCUCCAUCUGGAAGAGAUGGAGUCACAAGCAUGCAGACCAUCCCAGAAGAAUGCAGUCCAAAUCAUCAAGAAUCCAGUAGUAGCCAGGUCAUGUGGCAAGACAACAUUGAUCCCGAUAAUAUGACAUAUGAGGAACUACUGGACCUGGGUGAGGCAGUGGGAACUCAUAAUCGCGGUCUUUCCCAAGAACUUAUUGAUACACUUCCAACCUCAAAGUACAACUUUGGGAGCUUAUUCAAAAGAAAAAGUUCUGCUAAAAGGUGUGUGAUUUGUCAGAUGUCUUAUAGAAGAGGUGACCAGCAAAUAAAAUUACCAUGCAACCAUGUUUACCACAGUGAAUGCAUAACAAGAUGGCUUAACAUCAGCAAGAAGUGCCCAGUUUGUAACAUUGAGGUAUUUGGUGAGGAUUAAUCUAAUUAGCAUCAACAUGAAAAAAAAAGAUACAGAAGCAAAUUGAUUUUCCUUCUUGCUCCAUUAAUAUUUUCCCUUAUUUUAUCCAGCUCUUUUUCCAAUUUAAUUGUUUACACGCAGAUUUAUUGUACCAUAAGAACCUGAACCAUUU
Vigna umbellata (rice bean) is the source of this 1048-nucleotide messenger RNA. Lineage: Eukaryota; Viridiplantae; Streptophyta; Magnoliopsida; Fabales; Fabaceae. The record is from RefSeq and is a predicted model, not a curated record.